AGAUGAGAACGUUUCAGACUUCAAUGAGCAAGCGACACGACGCGUGUCGACGUCAACAACCCCCCACUCGAACGAGCAGAAAGCUCGCUUUGGAUGAUUUGACGAGGACGUAUAGCAAGCACAGUCGAAGAUGCUCGGAGAGGCAUUCGAGACUCGAAAUGAAGCGAAUGGCGCGUGCCUUUGCGAGAACGCACGCACGACCCAAUCCUCCGCUUGAUGCAUCGCCUCACUCUAAGUUCGCCCCACUCUCGAUCUUCACAGCAAGCUUGGUACGUCGCCAUGGAGAACCGUCAGGCUGGACGCCAUGGAUCCUUUGCAGCGCGAUGCUGCCGAGCUUCACUGUGCAAAAACACGCGGCUAAAAGGAGCUCGCUGACAUCGGGCGGGCACGCCAGUGGCGCGGCGCCGCUUUGCCACGCACGCCUCUGCAAAUUUCGGCUGCACGCUCUCUUCGCGAUGGCGAAAUUGUUGAUUGCAUACAGGAUGCCGAUCGCCACUUGUUCUUUUUCAGCUUCGCGAAUACCAUACCCAUCUUUUCCGUCCUACUUCGCCAGGCAACACGCUGUGAGCUGGUCUCGCACUCGUCUCCCCUUGCCGCAUCCGAGGCCCUGGGCACGCCACUCGACAAGCUUUAAAUUCAGACUUGCUCGAUGCAUCGCGAGCAGACUCGAUCAGACCAUCCCCAUCAAGGCUGUGGUCGCCCUGAGCAGGCUUUAGGGAUCGUUGACCAUGAGACGCCGUUGCUUGCUGAUCCCGCUUCUCCUGAUCGCAAACGCAAGCGCUAGCGCCGAUGUGCCGCUUGUGGAGUAUGCACGCUGUGCGCCGCAUUCCACAUCUCCCUGUGCCGUCCAAGAUCGAUCGUGG
This is a messenger RNA of Ceraceosorus bombacis, 863 nucleotides long. Lineage: Eukaryota; Fungi; Basidiomycota; Exobasidiomycetes; Ceraceosorales; Ceraceosoraceae. The record is from the annotation of a GenBank genome assembly.